CAUCACUGCACGACAGAAGCCCCCAGGCAAUGACGAUAUCAAGAGAAAGUUUACGAGGGGAUUAGACUUUGAAUGCGAGACAUUCUAAUUCAAGUUAGUUUCAAUUAUGGUUGCUCGUAGUCUCGAGAAGUACCUGAAGCUCUUCCUUCGAAUCCGCAACUCUUACACUUAUCUUUCACUUGUUGUGUGGGUUUUGUUGGAAACGAGCUGACUGGCUUUUGCUCCAUCUCAUGGGGCUGAAACAAGUUGAGUGAGGGCAAUCUAUUACUGAACUCUUGAUGCACGUCCCGGGUCAAGGCGAGAAGCCAGGAACCCGUGUGACGCCAAGGGGGCAUUUUCAGGGCGAGGCACAGAAUUUCACUCUUCAAAUCCAGGGUCUGCAUCUUCUGAAUCAGCCUACGACGAACUAAUCGGCAUUGCUUUUUCGCCGGCUGAAGCAAGUAGCCACCGCCGAAUGGAGCCGCGCUACGCUUGAAAAUGGAUGGACAGUUAUCGCAUAUCGCACUGGGCAGACGGGUUUCCGGAGAUCCAAUGUUGGCGAUGGAUUGCGGGCAGCCUCUCGCCUUACUGGAUACUGGGCCGCCACGAGGCGCCAUUUAAGCAUUGACAUACUAAUACCAUCGACGCCUCACCGUUUGGGCGUUGCGUACAAUCCUCCGAUGGGGCAUUCCCUGAGCACGGCUGAUUGAGCAUGAUAAUCAAGACUGCACUGGAUCUCAGGUCCUCAACAGACUCGGUCACAUUUCUUCAGUCAGGGAUCUGUCUAGCGGCUUUACUUCCCCAUAAGGCUAAAAAGGCUUCGAGACUCCGUAACUGCCAGAUUGGAUAAAAGACGCAAAGAGAGCGACUCACGAACCUGCAGAUGCAGACGCCACCGUUGAGACCCAUCUGCCGGCUCAAGCACCAACGCACCCUAUUUGUCGCCGUUCUGGGUACUGAUCAACUAAUUCCCAAGCAGUUGGGUGGCUUGUCCCCUUAUCCAUGACUGAGCGGUUGCGCUAGAUCCAACGCCCAGGACAGGACAGGACAGGACCAACUGCCACGCACCUAACGCUAGGAAUCACCAUCCAUGGAUGGAUGUUGGCUUACAGGCUACAGCAGCGCACGGCUUGCUUCCGGGCUAGAAGCCGACUCGCUCUGUUUCUCGGAACCUCUUUAGCCUCUUGUGACUUUGCUUUGUGGAUUGCCUGGUCUCAAUAUGUGACGACGGUGUGCAGCAAAUAGAGCCCGGGCCGUCGUCACUCUCUUGCGUUGAAUCGAUUUGAGUUGAGGCUUCAACCCUUCCUUUUGCUUUGCUUUGCUGCGCACGAAUUUCAGCACGGCCAAGGCGAAAGCACGGGCUUGGUCCGCUCUCUGCAGGAACCGCAAGCUUACGGAAGUAUUUGCAGCUGUCAAAUCGUACAUUACCCCCCGAGUUUCCUGCUCGAGUCUGAUCUCGUUUGGUGGCUUGUACUACUUUGGCAUUUCUGAGUCGACCAACUUCCACCAAAUUUUGUUCUUCUCCAAGGAUGGAUCAACUUCAGAGUCGGGUCGAGAAAGCAGACCUGCAGGAUUUGAUUGACAUAUGCGAGCAACUUUCUGAGGAAUGUAGGGGUAUCUCUAAUUGUCUCAAUACCAGCCCAGUUACUUUGGCUUCGCUCGCCAAGGAGUGUCGGGCGAUCACAAAUGCGCUUGACAGGUUACACGAACUCAGCCGGUCGAUUGAAGGUGGCACAGAAAAUGUUCGGGCGUCAAACAACGAAUUCGUCUAUUCCGUUUCGAAGGAUGUGCAUGAGCUGAGGGCAGCAUUGAAACGCAUAAAGGGUCCAGAUAGGGACAGCGGCAUUCACCUCAGCGAACCACAGCUUAUCAUCGUCUGGAACGAAGCAGCAUUGAAAGAGUACCUUGCGCGGCUGCGCACUCACCAAGCGUCUCUCCAUACUCUCCUUAAUGCUGCGACGCGGCAAGUAACCUUCUUUUCUAAGUGCGCUGGUUCAAGGCUAACUCUUAGUAGUGCCGGUUAUAACUUUGGGGAAAAUGACAACAGGAGGCGCGUGAUUGAGCCAGAUAUUGGAGUAGAUGAGGCACUACGGAGCCUUGCUCGAAAGUUCACAGCGCCAAACCAACAAUCUGUCGUGUUACCUAGAGUCAGUGACUCUGCCGAGAUUCAGAUCCUACUUGAUACACUUGUACCACCACCAGGAGUCAAUUACGUGCGAACCAAGGAUGCCGCAAAUGAACUGCACAACGCCAUUGAACGGAGCGAUGAGACGGCUGUCUUUCAUAUCCUUCUCGAACGCGCAGACCCCAACAUAAUGUUGGCUGGUUCAAUGCUCUCCCCACUGCAUCGCGCUUUCGACAAAGGCCAUAUGCUGAUCGCUGCUUUUCUCAUCGUCGCUGGUGCAGAUGUUGACGAGCCAACUACUGAUGGUCAUACAGCAUUGAUGAGGGGGAUCAGAUGCGGGUUUUCGGAACAAUUUGCGACUCUUGUGAUUCACAUGAAAGCCCGCGUCAAUGCGAUCGAUAACGAUGGGUGCUCGGCUCUACACCUCUCGGCCGCUUCAGAUGUCAUCGACGAUGAAACGCUCCCAGUUCUCAUCGAUGCAGGCGCCGAUAUCAACCUUGUCGAUUAUAACGGCCAGACACCACUUCUCGUGGCAAUUCAGCAUAGCCGCUGGUCUGCGGCGACAAAGCUCGUACAAGCUGGUGCAGAUCUAGAGGUGCGAUUACCAGAUGGAAAGACAGCCCUCCACAUGGCUAUCGCAAUGCGCAACCAAGAGUUCUCCCAAGUGUUGAUAUCUCGAGGAGCAAACGUUGAUCGCGUACUCCGCGAGCAUACUCCCCUCACAAUGGCCAUCAACUCUCGCUGCACAGCUAUCACUGCUGUUCUUCUAGAUAGCGGUGCAGACCCUAAUCUGCCCAGCCGCAAUGGAAACACACCUUUACUGGCAGCAGCAUCCACAGGACAUGACGAAACCGUGCGAUAUCUCAUCGCCCAUGGAGCCGAUCCAGCAGCCACUCAAGGACACUCUGGAUACUCAGCGAUGCAUAUGGCGGCCCACAAGGACAAACCUCACAUCCUGCAACUGUUGUCUGAUGCAGGCGCACCUGUUGAUAUCUUGGAUAAGACAGGCGAAACUCCUCUCCUCGUGGCAGCCAAGCUUGGCAAUGCGCAAAGCAUCUUUCGCUUGAUCAGACUCGGUGCUGAUGUCGAGCGAGUAGGACCGGACGGGAUGAGCAUUCUUUCUCACGCAGUCAAGAUGGGCGAUGUUGACCUUGUCAUGGCACUCCUAGAGUUGGGGGCGGGUAUGCAGGUGUCAUCCAUGUUCCCUUCGAAGGGCAGUAAGGAAUAUCUGGUACCUGAGCCACAGACAACACCGAUUCACGUUGCCGCUCAGCACGCACGAGACGAGAUCUUACUGCGGCUUGUAUCCUAUGGUGCCUCUCUCGAGAGCACCAUCUUCCCUGGUCGGACACCUCUCUCCGUUGCUGCAUCUCAUGGGCACAUCUCGACAGUCCGGUUACUUCUUCGACUCGGUGCAAAUACGCACGCUUUAACAACACAUGGUGAUACGAUUCUUUUCCAGGCAUCGGCAAACCAAGCAACACUCAAGCUCUUGCUACAGCAGGGAAUUGACGUGAAUCAUCAGAACGAUCGGGGCGCUACAGCCCUUCACUACGCGGCUCUUCGCGGGCACAUCGGGGGUGUGAGGAUGUUGCUUGAGAAGGGUGCUCGACAGUACCACGCAAACGCGGUGUGGGAUGCCUGGGAGGACAGAGACGGAACUGGAGGUUAUCGACAGGGCACACCAGCUGGCAUGGCUAUGCAAAGAGGUCUGGAUAAGGUCGCAGAGUUAAUCGAGGGAUGGAAGUAUAACUGACUUUGGUGUAAUACCUGGCGAUAAGGUUAUGAUUUAAUGGAUGGAGUAAUGGCUGGACGGCGGAACUGUAUAUCCUCUGUAUGUAAUAUGGGUUUGGGUUUGGGCUUGAUGAGAUACCACAAAAGAAUUGUUAUAAUUUGGCGAGAUAUUAUUCAUGUUUGGUGUUUGUUCGUAUCAUGCAUUAUAACUGCUUGCAUGAACAGUGAAUUAAAGUCAUGGACGGAGUGCAAGUUAUGUAUCGCUGAAUGCUAUGUGCACGUUGGUAUAAAUCCAUGCAUAUUCCUCUAUAUCCGGAUCCACGUGCUGUGCAAUAGCUAAGCUUUUCAGCCCUAGCAAUGUCCCAUGUCCAAUACCAAAAGCG
Molecule: messenger RNA, 4221 nt
Organism: Fusarium odoratissimum NRRL 54006
Lineage: Eukaryota; Fungi; Ascomycota; Sordariomycetes; Hypocreales; Nectriaceae
Exons: 1
Coding region: 1509-3860 (783 amino acids)
Molecular function (GO): protein binding
Source: RefSeq, a predicted model, not a curated record